Molecule: messenger RNA, 3171 nt
Organism: Morone saxatilis (striped sea-bass)
Lineage: Eukaryota; Metazoa; Chordata; Actinopteri; Moronidae
Product: G-protein coupled receptor 22-like
Exons: 3
Coding region: 1549-2865 (438 amino acids)
Biological process (GO): G protein-coupled receptor signaling pathway
Cellular component (GO): membrane
Molecular function (GO): peptide binding; G protein-coupled receptor activity
Source: RefSeq, a predicted model, not a curated record
AUCCAGGCAGUUAGGGAGGGAGGGAGUGCAACAGAGAGUUAGUGAGAUGAUGAGUAUUUACAAAUCAGUCCAUAUGGAUGGAUAAAAGAAAAAGGGGGGACAAAGAGAGAAAAAGAAGACCAACAUCCCUCUCAGGACUAAUCUCAGUGGACUUGUUUUUCUCUGUCUGGGACUCAGGAAGGAAAGAACAUCUGUCAGUUCUGUGACCCUUGUGUGUUCAUCAAUAUUCAAUCCCACUUCUUGGAUUACUGCUGGGAGGAACAGAAGAUAAACCAGCAGUUUCUAUCAGUCGACCUACGUAGAUUGUUGCAGAGCAGUAAGGAGAGGGGACAGCGUGGUGUAUGGACCAGCUCCGGAGCAUCUGUGUUUAUCCUGCAUGGUCACUGUGAAAGAAUGAUGUGGGACUAAAGGACAGAAAGAUGCAGCUCAUGCCCAUGCUCCUCCUUCCUAAAGUCCAAUUCUUGCCUAGGAUCUUUCUUGCAAAUCUACACGGCAGGCUCUCUGUCUGAUGAACUCACUUACACUACCUCAUGAGGAUGACCUUCUCCUGAAUCGUUGAAUCAACCCCCCUCCCAUGCACAUAUAAAUACUGGUGAUCACAAAUGUCACAUGUCAUGGUGAUUGGACACACAUGCACUCUAAUAAUCUGCUCUACACACGCUAUCUCCAGUGAUUGAGGGUUCAGCAUGUCGAGGGGCAAACUGGAGACCUGUGCUCGAUAUACAAGUCAAUGGCGGCUGGAGCCAGGCGUACAGAGACUGAUGAGUGAGGUGCAGAGUGAAGGCCUGUUCCAUUAGUGCUCCCAGGGGAGACAUGGGCCUGGAUGCUGCCCGGACGCACUGACCUCUCCUGGACAGAUUUUGGACAUUACUAUGGUGUAAACUGGGGAAUCUACAUGACUGACUGACAAACUCUGCGUCUUGGAGUACAAGCUAAUGGAUGUAACUAUUUUUUCUAUUUACAGAUCUGACUACUCUCUUCUCACCGGGGACAAAAAAAGCAAAAAGCAAGGAUUUGGAUCAUACUAUGAGCAGUACAUUCCAGCCCUGCUCAGGGAAAAGAGUCUGUGUUUCUUUGUUUUCUUGGUUGGCUGUGUCUCUCCUGCCUGGGAAUAUCAUGAGAUUAUAAACAGGAGGUGGCUCCGACAUUUUAUCCCUGUUCCACUCAUCCAUCAGUGCUCCCAGCAUCACCAAAGCAAAUGGACCAGAGAUCUGAGAAAAAGUCUGUAGAGGACAUUAGCCUAUGUUUUCUAACAUCCAUUGGGUGUAGGUGGCUGAUUCCUUAGCUUUCUUGCCAUUGAGGUCAGGAAAAAAAGCUGGCAGCCCAUAGACAGUCUUUGGCGAGACGAACAGGUGCUUUUCUGGCUGUCAGCCUCUCUGGGAGGGACUAGCAGUGAAAGGAAAAGCCUCGCUGGGGGGCUCUGCUGGAGCGGAAACACUUUUCCACUGGCUAUGUUUGGAUGUGAUGCUUGUCUCUGUGGAUGUAACAUAGACUCUAUGGCCUGAUUACACAGCCCUGGUAUUCAGAUAGUGCUGGAGGGAAGGGAUAAUGCAUAUCCUUUCCACCCUGGAACAAGAAGCCACCAUGAGCAACGUCACGGUCACCGACAACACUGAACCCAUCAGCCGCACCAUGAGUCCGGCAACCCCCAGCCCGUAUCCCUAUCCUGUUAGUUUCCAGGUCUCCCUGACUGGCUUCCUCAUGCUGGAAAUCCUCCUGGGCAUGAGCUCUAACCUCACUGUUCUUGCCCUCUACUGUAUGAAGUCGAACCUCAUUAGCUCUGUCAGUAACAUUGUCACUAUGAACCUUCAUGUACUGGACGUCCUGGUUUGUGUGUGCUGUAUCCCUCUCACCAUUGUGGUGGUGCUGCUUUCCCUGGAGGGAGACACUGCUCUCGUCUGCUGCUUCCAUGAAGCCUGUGUCUCCUUCGCUAGUGUUGCCACUGCCGCUAAUGUGCUGGCCAUCACCCUUGAUCGCUACGACAUCUCAGUCAAACCAGCUAACCGGGUGCUGACCAUGGGGCGUGCCCUGGCCCUGCUGGCAGCCAUUUGGGUGCUAUCCUUUGUUAGUUUCCUCGUACCCUUUAUUGAGGUAGGCUUCUUCGCCCAGGGCCAUGCUGAGCUGAACCAGACGUUGGUAGAGAAUGUCGUCCACACUAACCAGUACUACACAGAACUUGGCCUCUAUUACCACUUGAUUGCUCAGAUUCCUAUUUUCUUCUUUACUGCCGUUGUCAUGCUCAUAACCUACUCAAAGAUCCUGCAGGCGCUCAAUAUUCGCAUUGGCACACGUUUCCAUGCUUCACAAAAGAAGAAGGCUCGCAGGAAAAAGCGCCCAUCCAUGACGGCCAUGACAACGCAACAAGAAGCCACAGAUGGAUCCCAGAGCAGUGGCAGUCGCAACCCGACAUUGGGUAUGCGUACCUCUGUCUCUGUCAUCAUCGCCUUGCGCAGGGCUGUUAAACGCCACAGAGAAAGGCGAGAGCGCCAAAAGAGGGUUUUCAGGAUGUCCCUUCUGAUUGUGUCUACCUUCCUGCUGUGCUGGACACCCAUCACAGUACUCAAUACAGUCAUUCUGAGUGUGGGCCCCAGUGACCUAAUGGUCAAGUUGAGACUGGGCUUCCUGGUUAUGGCUUAUGGGACCACUAUCUUUCACCCUCUACUCUAUGCCUUCACUAGGCAGAAGUUCCAGAAAGUCUUGAAAAGCAAGAUGAAGAAGCGAGUGGUGUCGAUCAUUGAGGCAGAUCCUACCCCCAAUAAUGCCAUUAUCCACAACUCCUGGAUCGACCCAAAGAGGAACAAAAAGGUGACAUUUGAGGACAAAGACGCCCAACAGAAAUGUCUGUCAUCUGAAGAUGUGGAGUGACGAAACUCAUUAUCUUUAGGGUAUACAGUCAAUAAAAGCAGCUACAACUGACAUCAGGUCGUGAUGAAAAAGGGAAAAUGUUAAUCCAAAGCAGUAAUGUAAAUAAUAUGUGCAAUAGAAUGUACAAAAACAAAAAGUGGAUAAUUUAUUACUAUUUAUUGAGAAAAAAAGUAGGUUUCAUAGAUACAUCAUAUACUGUACUGUAGAUAUUGCAUGGCUUUUUGUAACAGUAGCAACAUACAGUACAUUGUGUACAUACAUAAUACAUGUACAGCUUAGGGUAAACAAGGUAUAUAAAUAGAGAGA